AUGAUUUUUAUGUCACCUCCACAUUUAAAGAUGAUGGCAUUCAAAUCAUCAACCAACCGAUUAUAUUCUUCCCUAGUAAACCAAAAAUUCUAUGAUAUCAUUAUAGCUGGUGGUGGUAUGGUGGGUUGUGCAAUGGCUUGCAAACUAUGUAACUAUAAUUAAUUCAAUUUAAGUUAACUAUAGUUUAAACAAAAUAAUAAUUUUAGCCAAAGAAUCUGCAUUACGUGGUGUUUCCAUUCUUCUAUUAGAAGGAGGGCCGCAUAAAGAGUAUAAAUUGGAUACAAAAAAAAAUGUACCUAGCAAAUUUUACAGUAAUAGAGUUUCUGCUGUAAAUAAGUCAAGUGUACAGCUUUUACAAUCAGUUGGUGCGUGGCAAAUUAUUGAAGAUAUAGGAGCUUGUAAUGCAGUCAAAGAAAUGCGAGUAAGUGGAUUUUGUAAAUAUAAUUAUUGUAAUAAAAUGUUUGAAAUUUGUUUUUUAAUUUUAGAUAUGGAAUUGUGGCGGAGGUAAAAGUGGAGGAGUGAAUAACAUGUUAACAUUUGAUAAUGAUAAUGAUUUAGCAUUUAUUGUUGAAAAUGACACCAUACUUGGUGCUCUAUAUAAACAAAUUCAUAACGAUCAAAAUAUAACUGUACAGUAUGAUUCGCGUGUUAAUCAAUGUAAUUUGCCUGAAACGCCUAAAGAAUUGGCCACUGUGAAAAUUGCCAAUGGAGAGACUACAUUUGAAACUAGUUUAUUAGUGAGUUGAAUAUAUUAUUAUAAUGACAGUGGGUAGGAAUAUAUUUUGUUUAUGAUAAUCUAUAUUUCUAGAUUGGUUCAGACGGAUAUGGUUCAAAAGUGCGUUCUACUAUCAGCGGUCAGCAAUAUAUUAGUUGGGAGUAUGGACAGAGUGCUAUUGUAGCAACUUUGCACCUACAGACUGACAAUGUACAAUAUUUGUUUACCAAAAUAAUGAAAGCUAUUACUAUAUUUACUGUAUAUUAUAGGAUAUCUACAGAGGGCAUGUGGCUUGGCAAAAAUUUGCUCAGUUAGGUCCAGUAGCACUAUUACCCGUGAGUUGUUAAUGUAUUUUAUUUAUAAAGAUGAUAAAAACUUUUUAUUGUGUUGCAUUAUUGUCAUUCAAAUAGUUGGAUGAAGAAAUGUGUUCACUAGUAUGGACAACUAGUUUUGAAGAGGCACAGCAUUUAUUAAGUUUGAGUGACAACCAAUUUAUUGAAGCUUUAAAUGGUGUUUUAGCGGUAAUUACUUGUAUUAUUAUUAUUUAUUGUUUUACAUUAACUGUGAUGUAUUGAUUAGGAAGAAAAGGAAUCAAACAAUAGUAGUUUGCUUUUAGCAGAUAAUGUAACUAGAAUAAUGUCUACAGUACUCAAUAAAUGUUGUCAGUCAAAAGAUAAAUAUGACCAACAUAACACAGUAAAAUAUAUUCCACCAAUUGUUACAGGAGUAACACAGGGAAGUAGAGCAUCAUUUCCAUUAGGCUUUGGACAUGCAUGUCAAUAUGUUGGCCAGCGUGUUGCUUUAGUAGGGUGAGUAAUAAUAAUUCUUUUCAUUCAUUUUUAGUAUUAUUUAAAAAUUGUAGACUUGUUAUUAAAUUUAUUUCCCAGAGAUGCUGCACAUAGAAUACAUCCACUGGCAGGUCAAGGAGUUAAUUUAGGUUUCAGUGAUGUUAUAGAACUUAGUGAUCAACUUAACAAAUCAGUAAUGAAAGGCGCUGAUAUUGGUUUGUAGUUUUAAUAUUUAAAUUAUACAAGAAUAUGAAUUGAUAGAAUAAUUAUGUUUCCAUAGGAGAUUUGAAUACACUUCUGAAUUAUCAGACUGUAGUACAGCGUCGUAAUUUACCAAUUAUGUUAGGUAUUGAUGGUAUUCAAAAAGUUUACGGUAGUAAAAACAAUUUGAUACCAUCCGCUAUCACAACAUUAGUACGUAAUGUGGGUCUUACAUUUUGUCAAUCUGCUUCUUUAUUUAAAGUAUGUAUGGUUAAUUUUAAAAUAUAAUUAUUAUUUAUGUAUUUAUUAUUGUUAUUCUUUCUAUUAGAGACUAUUGAGCGACAAAGCAUCUGGAUUGCCCGUAUAG
This is a messenger RNA of Cinara cedri, 2071 nucleotides long. The record is from the annotation of a GenBank genome assembly. Lineage: Eukaryota; Metazoa; Arthropoda; Insecta; Hemiptera; Aphididae.